Messenger RNA from Drepanopeziza brunnea f. sp. 'multigermtubi' MB_m1, 2499 nucleotides. RefSeq lists its product as uncharacterized. Gene Ontology annotation, molecular function: oxidoreductase activity. The record is from RefSeq and is a predicted model, not a curated record. NCBI's taxonomy places the organism in Eukaryota, Fungi, Ascomycota, Leotiomycetes, Helotiales, Drepanopezizaceae.
AUGAACUCGAGUCGGUAUAAAUUUGAUAUCAGUCACGUUCGCGUUCACGAGGAACAUCUGCUAAUCGAGCUGCCAUUUCAGGCUCCUGGACUUGUCCCUGGUUUCUUAAGCUAUUUGGUCCAAUGCUUUCUCGCCGUAUUUACCAAUCGCGAUGUGAUCUUUCGUUAUCUGUGUUUUGAGUUCGCUGUCCUUAAGACGAAGCAGAAAAAGUUAUUUCGAGCAGCGGAGCGCUGCUGCUGUGUCCGCCCCAUACUCUCGUCAUUCACACUGCCGAAGAAAAUGACUCCUCAGAAAACAAACCUUUCUCAAGACGCUCGUAGUCUGUUGUACAAUACGGGUCAUGCUUGGUGGAGCGUCUUCGUAUAUGCAAGUAUCCAAUUCGACCCGGAUGUCGAAUUAUCGCUCCAACCAGCAGAGGCCAAUUUCGACAAUAUUCUUGUUCGAAAACCAGGCUAUUCAAGCCGUUGCUGCGUACCAGUCAGGGCACGAAAAGCCGGCUGGCUGGAAGCUGAAGUAAACAAGCUCGCGAUUGGCAAGCACGCGGCUCAUGGCCCAAGACCCAAAAGUACCGGGUCGUUGCAUGAGCUGGAGGGACAAACUCGUGGUUCUUGCUUGUUCCCGAGACUUUUCUUGCCUGCAGCCAUGCGCUCGGGACUGGCCCUACGAGAAAUAACUGUCUACGCAACCAUCACCACCCCCACAAUGCUGCCCCAAAUCAUCGCCCCCUGGACUUUCCUGGCCGUGUCAUGGUUUGUUGCGGCCGUACCAACAGCUUCAAACGGUGCUCAGCUCCAACAGCCCGUGUAUGGAAUAAAAGGCCUACAAACUGGGAUCAACAGACAAACAGGCUCAGCUCGACCGGCUCGUAGAAACAUUCUGGAUCUUCAGAAGGACAUUCCAGCGUGGUCUCUGUAUAUACAAGGUCUCUCCGCGUUCCAAAACCAGGAUGAUGACUACUUCCUGUCGUUCUCCCAGGUUGCGGGCAUCCAUGGACGACCAUAUAUUAAAUGGGGUAAUGCUGAACAAGGCCACAAUGCCCCCUUAACAGGAUACUGCACGCACGGCUCAGUCCUCUUCUUGCCCUGGCACCGACCAUAUCUAGCACUUUUCGAGGAAUUGAUCGGUGCUCUGAUUCAAGACAUCGUUAAGGCCUAUCCUGCCGAAAAUUAUGCUACUUAUAAGGUUGCCGCUGACAACUUCCGAAUUCCUUACUGGGACUGGGCAAGUAUACCAACAAUGCCUGAUGUGGUCAAUCAACCUACCGUCCAAAUCGAAACACCGUCCGGUCCCCAGAAUGUCACCAACCCGACGUUUCGAUACAAUUUCAAGAACUUCCCUCUAGAUCCAGUGAACUUUCCAGCUACCGAGGACUUGGCCUGGGAUGCUUGGUUGGCGCGUUAUCCGCAUACUGUGAGAGGUGCAGAGCAUGAUGGUGAUGAGUCUAAUAUCGACAAUGCAAAUAAUGCCUUGCGGAGUGUCGACCUUAAGAGCAUGACUUGGUACGCCUUGGUCAAGCCCGUCACCUUCAACGAGUUCGGAACUGAAGCAACGGGAGGCAUUUCAAUCGAGAGCCCCCAUAACCAAGUACAUGGGUCUGUCGGAUUGAAUUCCGGCCAUAUGUCAUACUUGAGCUAUUCUGCCUUCGAUCCACUCUUUUGGUUGCACCAUGCCAAUGUGGAUAGAUUACAUGCCCUGUGGCAAGUCAUCAAUUCGAAUUCGAGCCUCACUCCACAAAUCGAAGAAGUCGGCACCUUUACGUUGGCACAAAACACUAUGGCUAGCAACACCACACCUCUGACACCAUUCCUGACUUCUGCCGACGGCCCAUACUUCAACUCAAUCACCGCGCAACAAAUCAGUACUUUUGGCUACACGUACCCCGAGAUCCAAGACUGGAAGUUAUCUCCAGCCGAGCUCAAGAAAGACGUCAGCGCGGCAAUCAACAGAUUAUACAAUCCGAACCCUCCAAUUGCCAAGCGUGGAUCAGGCAAUAUGGAUACGAGAGAUUUGCUUCCUGGCCAACGAACUCGAGAAUGGUCCGUCGGUCUCCGCGUCUCCAAGUUCGAUCUAAGCGGCGAGCGUUUCAUCGUCCGACUGUUUCUUGGCGGUGUUCCUCAGAACCCAAAGGAUUGGGCUAUGAGCUCUGCUUGCGUUGGAUCCUUCCCAGUUUUCCCGCCACCAACCCCCAAGGUUGGACCGCUUCCUGUGGUGGAAGCUUUUUCGGAGCUCAGCUUGAUGGAAUGGCUGAAUAAGAAUCGAAUGAACACACCAGACACGGCUGCCAUGAGCAAGUACCUGCAGACGAAUCUGGAGUGGAGAGCGCAAAAAUUUGACGGGACCGUUGUGCCUAUUGAAAGCCUCCCCAAUCUGAUCGUCACUGUACAAGACGAGAUGGUCACCAUGGGCGGAGCCAUCACGGAGCUGCCGCACUAUGGGGAGAAGACUGUGCACGUCGAGGUUACUAAGGGUCGCCGAGGUGGGUACGGCGGAGCGUCUUGA